AUGCCAAGAGACAGAAAGGUGUUUGGCGCUUUCUGCUACAACCAAAUGACCCAGCAGCGGAGGAGAGCUGCAGUGAAACAGGAUAAAGCGCUGUUGCCACGGAGCAGCAGUCCACUCACUGUCUACGUUGAGUUCCCCUGCAUCACUGAACAAGCUUUUUCAACAAUCGCAUGGGAUGAUUUAGAGGACUGCGCCUCUGUCGUGAGACGGCAGAGCGAUUCCCUCGGCUCUCAGGUGAAUGAAUCUGAUGCAGAUGACUUUGGAGAUUAUGCGCUGGAUUUUAUGGCAGAGUCUCCCACCACACUGGAGAGCAGUCUGUCUCCAGCUGAACUGGUACCAUUUCAGGGAUGUGUCAUACCUCCCCUCACCCCCCAGCAGGACUUCUCUCCAGAGGACAAUCUUAUUAACUCAUCCACAGAGACAGGCAACCCACCUGCCCAGGAUGGAGCUCUCUGGAGAGGCAUCGCCCACUGUCACGUCAGGGCACUGGAUCAUUCCAUGGAAGUCAACCAUCAGCUCCACAAGACUCUUCACAGACGACAGGAAGAGAUCGACUCCCUUCAGGAGAGAAACCUUCACCUCAGGCAGCUGGCCAGUCGAGCAAAGCACCUGGCCUCAGUGCUCGAAAAACUGAUGACAGUCAGAGACCCAAAGGCAAGAGAAGCAGUGCUUCCUUGUGGUGAUAAAACCUCACUGAGUCCCUGUAAGCGGCAGCGACUGGAUGAAGGAUAUGAAACAGAAUCCUCCGACUCAGUGGAAGAGAUGCUGAGGGACAUCAGCACACGCUGCAACGCUGUCCUGCACGGCACUGCUCCUGGAACGGGAGUCCGGCAGGAAUCAGAGACUAUACGCAUGUUUGGGACAUUCUCAGGCCUACAGACGAAUGUUUCUAAAGUCAGCAGCAUGAGGACUGACGGAACAGAGGCUGAAGAGAGCGUCUCAUCUUUCAGAACUUCCAUCAGAGAACACUGCACCAUAAGGACUCGGGUGUUUCCACAUGGACGCGCCUUCACCUCGAGGACUCAGGAAGGUGGAUACCGCUUUCGCUGGGUUCCCAACCACAGCUGA
Messenger RNA from Seriola dumerili (greater amberjack), 1068 nucleotides. RefSeq names its product multiciliate differentiation and DNA synthesis associated cell cycle protein (gene mcidas). Gene Ontology annotation, biological process: negative regulation of DNA replication; negative regulation of cell cycle. Gene Ontology annotation, cellular component: nucleus. The record is from RefSeq and is a predicted model, not a curated record. The coding region runs from base 1 to 1068 and encodes 355 amino acids. The transcript has 7 exons. NCBI's taxonomy places the organism in Eukaryota, Metazoa, Chordata, Actinopteri, Carangiformes, Carangidae.